AUGACUUUUAAGUGUCCACCAUCUUUUCAACGUGAAGCAGAUGCAAAACGGCCUAAGGUCAGCGCUGAUCACAUAUCCGCAUUUUCUGACACUUCAUCCGAUGUUGGUGAUCUCGAAGAUUUUUCACGUCCUUUCAAUGCACCGGAUUCGUGGGAUUCGGAAACAAGCAAUGGGCCUACUACUGUUGGAGCAAAUGAAGUGACUGAGACUACUGUCCGUCGACUUACUGUGUUUCUUCAAAAACGUGCUCUAAGCAACCAGGAAGCUCAAAAUAAGUUCCCUGACCAACCUAGGCGUUUUAUGCAGUCAGAAUUGGAACUACAAGAAACACUAGAGGAAAUGCAGGUGCUUGCAGCCAAUCCAGAGUUAUACCCACUCUUAACAGAACAAACAAGUCCCUUAUCAUUAUUGUUAGGUUUAUUGGCUCAUGAAAAUACAGAUAUUAGUUUAUCUGUUAUUGAUCUGUUGCAUGAAUUACUUGUUGUUUACAAGAAGCUGGAUUAG
Molecule: messenger RNA, 504 nt
Organism: Schistosoma margrebowiei
Lineage: Eukaryota; Metazoa; Platyhelminthes; Trematoda; Strigeidida; Schistosomatidae
Source: the annotation of a GenBank genome assembly